Messenger RNA from Drosophila ficusphila, 3425 nucleotides. RefSeq names its product serine/threonine-protein kinase phg2. The record is from RefSeq and is a predicted model, not a curated record. Lineage: Eukaryota; Metazoa; Arthropoda; Insecta; Diptera; Drosophilidae. The transcript is spliced from 6 exons. The coding region runs from base 139 to 1617 and encodes 492 amino acids.
ACGGUGCUACGCUAAAUGCGUUAAAUAUUCGCAACUGUGUGUGUGCUGUUUUUUGUUUCUGUUUUUUUUCUUGUGUGCAAAUUCAGAUUUGAUUAAGAGUUUGUAGGUGUGUGUGUGUGUGUGUUUAUUGGUGCACCUAUGCUGGCCCUGGCCCCGCCCACCACGCCGCCCCCUCGAAAUGCCCCGUUAGCCGCGAAAUCGAAUCUUUUUUCUGCAACCGCAAUGCUGUCAAACGGCUCUGCCGGCGUCGCCGCCGACGUCGCUGCUAGUGUUGCUGCCUCGGCCGACUGCGAUGAGCGAACGCUCCUGCUUAGCGAAGAAAUUGUUGUUGCAACGCCGACGUCGCUGCCUUCUUCGUCCUCUGCCGGCGUAGGUGCGGCUUCGCCGCCGACGUCGCUGCCUUUGGUGCACACAACAACAACAACGCAGCAGCAACAAAACAACAACAAUGUGCAAAACAACAACAACAAUUCGUCAGUUGUGGUCAGUGCAAAAAACAUGGCUAAUAAUAAAAAUAACAGCGGCAAAUGCAAAAACAACGAGGCCAGCAGCAGCAACAACAAUAAUGCAGCAACAGAAGCGGUAUCAACAGCAACAGGGGAUAUAGAAGCGGUGACAACAACAACAACAGCUGAUGAGGAGGAUAUGUCCAGCGAUCUGAGCGACAAGUUCCCACGACCCCAAAAGAAACCCGGCAAACUGAGCAAACUGGGCACUAAAAGCGUCGGCCUCAAACGCGUCUCUUUUGGGUCCUCGAAGGGUUCGAUGGUGGAGACGCUGGUCUUCGAGACGCCGACGCCUUUGUCGGAGCACGUGGAGUCCACCUUUGGAUUCGAGGCGGCAGCGGAUUCUGCCGUCGAUACCGCCGCUGCUGCCGCUGGUCAGCCGCAGUUGGCGUCAACGCUGCCGCUAGCCGGCGGCUACAGUGGAGACUAUGCCAAGGGAAACCUGGAUGACAGCGGCAUUGAGGUGCAGGAAGAAUCGGAGCGUUCGAUAGUGCGCGUUUCCAUUUACCAAAGCAGCCAGCCGCAGCAGAUCUGUCCACCGGCGGAUUACCUGCUGGACGCCCUAGACGGAGGCUAUAACUACAACUACAACCUCGACUACGCGACGAUGGCGGCGGCGGGGAUCCAGCAGCAGCAGCCACAGGUUAUUGGCCUGGGACCUGCCUACGAUCGACAGCAGAGCACCGACUCCGGCUGGGAUAAUCCCUUUCGUCCCGGCGGCGAUCUGUCCAGAGAGGCUGAUGAAAUUGUCAAUAUGAUCAGAGGCGGCAAGCCCAUCACACCCACAGAGGAGCGUACAAUUGGCAACGGGAGCGCCCAGCAUGCGGACGACAAUUGCAACGGCGGAGCGGCGAUUGGCGAGAGUGUAACCAAAUCAAACCUCUCGCAGAAUCUAGCAACAGCACAAAAUGGUACAAAUUCCCAUGCCUCUGCCUCUGCCGACGCUGGCGCCGGAAAAGCAGCGACGGCGACCGAGCUGAGCGGCGGAAACAACGGGGUCACCUCGCUGGGACAGGUCUCCAAACAGGUGGUUCCGGGACCGACGUCCGCUAGUCACGUGGUCAUCGACGAGAAGAAGAACAAGAAGAAGGGCUGCUGCGUCCUGCAAUAAUCGGCUGCUUUUAUUCUGUUCGCGGGGAAGAAACGACGAUAUAUGGGGCGGGUCAAACAAAAUAUUUGGGCGGGCAUUUUUCCGGCUAGCCGUGUUUUUUGAUGUUAAUGUUUUUUUUUUUUUUUGUGGGGACAAUGGAGCCGAGCUGUUGAUAUUUUUCAUGCCGCAUAAAAUCGCUUUGCUUAGCUUUGCAAGACGAGACCGAGACAAAAAUCCAAUCCAGAUGGAAACACACAACACAACAAGGAUAAACUAGAAAAACAUAAACUAAAACCAAGCUCUCUGACCAACAGCAGAAGAUUAUCAGAAAAAAGAAAAUAGUGUGAAAAACAAGAGCAGCAACAGCAGCGCCACAGUGAGAGCCAAAAUUUAAGCACCCAGCAGCAGCAGCUGUUGCCUCAGUUUCAAAACAAGAAUCGAGAAAAUCCAAACCUUGAAUUGUAAAUCUAAAGUACACACAUAUAUAUAUAUUUUAUAUAUAUUUGUUAGUCUGGGGCCGAUGCUAACUGCAAUUCAAUAUUAUUAUAUAUACAUAAUAUUUUUUUUCCUUUUUCUGUAAUGUGACUUCAACUUCAAGUAUGCAUGUUUUUUCGAUAACUUUAAAAUGUCUUGCCUAGGAAAAUUUUCGCAUAUUAAUGAAAGUCUUAACCGUCUUUUAAGUUGCGGAAUUUGUUUUCUGUCCAUGGCAUCCAAUUAAAAUGUUACAAAACUGACAUGCAUAUAUGUGAAAAGAUUUUUUUGUAAUUGUAAAACUUAGUGCGGCUUUUUAAGAAAAAGAUGAGGAUGUAGGGACGUUUAAAAAGUAAAAAAGAAAAACAACAAAAAAAUAAAAACGAAAAACGUUUUGCUUGCAUGCAUAAUGGAUACAAAAUCUAAAGAGAAAGCAAAAAAAUUUAACAUAAAGAAUAAUGUAUUUAUUUUUAUUUAUACGACGAGGACGAAGCAGAUGAAAGUAAAUUAAAUGUUAAACCUUAAAACAAAUAUACACUCACACACGUACAUAUACAAAAAAACACACACACACAUACGCAUAUAUACUAUACGAUAUAUGAGAUGAAAUGUAUGACGCAAUAAAGCAAACGAGAUGAACCGGAAACAGUAGAAAAAAACAAAAACUAAUUAAAGAAAUCCCAAUUUUCUAAGGCUAAAUAAUGAACAAUUAUUUUUUAUCAUUAUAUACAUGUGACAGAAAAUAAAAAACAAACCGGGUGCGCUGACUUUUGGGGCCCACUGUAGCGGCUGAUCAAAGGCAAGCGGUGCUGAACACAGAGGGUGAAAAUGGUAGCAAAGAGGGCUUAGUUCUCUGAGUAGAGAAGAAAGGCUUUGAAGAAACCGCAAUCCCAAAACAGAAGAUUAGAAUUGAGGCCAGAGAAAAUAUAUAAAAAAAGGAGGAACCACCGUUUUUCAGCUUAGUUAAGCACAAUACAACCCCCCACACGCCACCACCACCACCACCAUGACCACCCCCUUUCUCCAACCCCUUUCACUAAGUAUUUUUCUCGGUUGAACACGAAUCAAAAGCAGUGAAAUGAAGGCAAACAAAUAUGCAAGAAUAAUAAGCAGGUAAAUCGAGCAAAGCGAGGUACAAGAAAGUUUACACAGAGAGAAAAGCAGCAACCAAAUAGCAAAAGAACGUAAUGAGAACACCGAAAUGGACCGCCACACCCACAAGUAUAACACUCACACAGAGACACACACACACUCUCAAACACACACCCACACACCUACAGCCUAAGCAUCAAUGUGCUGCAUUUGAUAAACGUAAAAAAAAAUAAAUUAAAUAUAUAUAUACACAGAUAUAUGAAAUA